This is a messenger RNA of Hyaena hyaena (striped hyena), 201 nucleotides long. Its product is annotated as beta-defensin 106A-like. Gene Ontology annotation, cellular component: extracellular region. Bases 1 to 201 code for a protein of 66 amino acids. The transcript is spliced from 2 exons. Lineage: Eukaryota; Metazoa; Chordata; Mammalia; Carnivora; Hyaenidae. Gene Ontology annotation, biological process: innate immune response. The record is from RefSeq and is a predicted model, not a curated record.
AUGAGGAUGCUCCUCUUUCUCUUUGCUCUUCUCUGCCUUCUGGCCCCAGCCAGGAAUGGGUUUUUUGAUGAGAAAUGCUCCAAACUUAACGGGAGGUGCGUGGAUUCUUGUCAGAAAAAUGAAGAACUUGUUGCUCUCUGCCAGAAGUCUCUGAAAUGCUGCCUGACCCUGCAGCCGUGUUGGACGAAUAUAAACGAUUAA